AUGGUCAAACCAACGACCCCUAUUGCUGAGCCGAAUUCACCUACCAUGUCCUCGAAACGAAAGAAGUCAGAAGAAGAAGAGCAGGGCUCACUGUCGAAAAAGCAGAGAACCCGAGUUAGUUUCUCAUGCGGGGAAUGUCAUCGUCGAAAGCAGAAGUGCGAUCGUCAAACACCCUGUUCUCAUUGUGUCGCACGAAAAGUCCCCGAACUCUGCAAGGCCUAUACACCGGGAAAGUCUGAUCAUGACCUCAGCGCAAGGAUUUCGAGGCUAGAGCACAUCAUUGAGGCAGCUCUUCCUCAGUUUUGCGACAUCAGUUUCCGGAGCACGGCACGGCGUCGCUCAUUAUCCCAUGUAGAUGACGAUAUGCGCUCUCAAAACGACGAUGAUCCACCAGCUACAGGUGGACUUUUUCAGAGUGGAAAGUGGUAUGGCAAUAGCGCAUCGGGAAGCAUAGCUCCCGGUUCCGUCAUAGAACAACUCCAAAAUGCAGUGAUGCCUCAAACAGCAGAAUUCAUACGCACAGGCGAAAAACCGAAGGGAAUCGAACCAUUAGAACCUUCAGCCGCCGACAAUCUCAAAACCCUUGUGCAAGAGUGUGGAGUUUCUCCCCACAAGAUUCCGGAAAUUCUGCAAGAACUUCCUCCGCUACGAACUUCUGACGUGUUGAUUAACUAUUACUUUCGUCAAAUAAAUUGGACCCGUUACGCAAUAUCCGAGAAGGAUUUCCGCGCGGCAUAUGCCUCAGUCUGUGCACAUGGAGCCCAUGGGGUCGGAGCUACCAACCCAAACGAUGUUCGUUUUCUCCCUCUGCUUUUCGUAGUCUUGGCAAUCGCGGUGAGGCUCGCUCCCGAGGAAAUUGCAGGGGAUGCCAGAAGUCGAAGGGUAACCUCACUUCGUUACUAUUGGUCCUCUCGUCGUUCACUUCUGAUAGCAGCUGCCAUUCAGCCUGAUUCUCUAGACAUCGUCUUGACGCGGCUUUUGAGUGCACGAUUUUUGACCUUCGAUCGUCGAAUCACAGAAUGCUGGAGUCAAUUGGGUGCAGCUGUGCGCACAGCAGAAGCGCUUGGUUUACAUCGUGACGGUGCCAGUAUGGGGAUGGAUUCUAAAGUGGUAGAGUAUCGUCGGAGGAUCUGGUCGUAUUUGUACCAUGCCGACAGAUCAUACGCACUAGUCUUAGGAAGACCGACAUCUAUACAGGACGACUAUGUCUCGACACUACCACCGCUAAAUCUAGAUGAUGAGUCAUCAGAAGCUAACACACAUUCCCCCUCACCCCUCUCCUCUCCGACUCGCAUGUCCUUCUGCAUCCUGCGACAUCAACUAGCCGUCAUUAUCGGACGAAUCGUGCACCACUUUCAGAAAGUGCGACCCAGUCAUUAUUCAGAGGUUGUGAUGCUGGAUGACGAAUUGAUCAAAUUCAUGGGGAAUCUUCCCCCUCAUUAUUCACUUGAGCCAGACACGUCACUGGACGAAAAGCACCCUUUUAUUCCCGUCCAUCGCUAUCUCCUCAUUACCGAAACCCUCUUUGUUCGUACGAGCCUGCAUCGGCCUUACAUACUGCGUCGAUUAUCUUCAGACCGCUAUGCUCGUUCCCGAAAUGCCUGUUUUGAAUCUGCCAUGACAGACUUUCAAGUUCGGCAAGCUUUCCGAGAAAAGACGAACGACGAAACUCGCCUAGCCCUCAGUAACGCCUAUCGGGAAUUCCAGACUGCAAUGAUCAGCGGCAUCUACCUCGUCAUCCAUCCGCAUGGAAAGGAUGCAGAGACUAUGCAUACCAUCCUUGAUACCUUUAUGAAGGAUCAUGAGGGCUUCAGGGAGAUGGAUGAAACCACGCUGAGAGAGUUGAAGACAAUAGAGUUCUUGAAGAAUAAAGCCUUGGAGAGAAGGCAACCGGUGGAGCAAACCGGCACCGAUGGAGAGGGCCUUAACACCUCUGGGACUGAGAAUGCCGAACUUCUAUUGAGCUUCCAGCAACAAACCUCCGAACCGCAGUCGAUGAAGCAACCUAACGUACUGUCCUCCGACAUCCAUCGUAAUGUUAGCAAUGGUAACAUUACACAUUCACCCCUUUUCCAGCGUCUCCAACAACCGGUUGGUGAUCACCUAUCUUCGACGUCCGGCAGUCCAGCUGCUGAGGACGAUUCCACAGCCCAGAUGAUAUUCAACAUCGUCAGCAAUCCCAUGGAAGGCAUCAAUGGUUCCGUUCAAUGGGGGAACAUGGCCGGUACAUCGAGUAGCGGGGACUUCGGGGGAUGGACCAACUCAGAAACAUGUAUGCCUAUGCACGGCCCAGACCCUCGUCUUGCUGUAGAUGGGACAGAUUGGAACUAUUACUGGGAAGCGUUAGUGAACCAGAUACCUCGUGGACCCGGAUCUUGA
Messenger RNA from Marasmius oreades (fairy-ring Marasmius), 2379 nucleotides. RefSeq lists its product as uncharacterized. The transcript has 10 exons. Gene Ontology annotation, molecular function: zinc ion binding; DNA binding; DNA-binding transcription factor activity, RNA polymerase II-specific. The record is from RefSeq and is a predicted model, not a curated record. Gene Ontology annotation, biological process: DNA-templated transcription; regulation of DNA-templated transcription. Bases 1 to 2379 code for a protein of 792 amino acids. NCBI's taxonomy places the organism in Eukaryota, Fungi, Basidiomycota, Agaricomycetes, Agaricales, Marasmiaceae.